Molecule: messenger RNA, 1614 nt
Organism: Agrilus planipennis (emerald ash borer)
Lineage: Eukaryota; Metazoa; Arthropoda; Insecta; Coleoptera; Buprestidae
Product: potassium channel subfamily K member 18-like
Exons: 3
Coding region: 1-873 (290 amino acids)
Biological process (GO): stabilization of membrane potential; potassium ion transmembrane transport
Cellular component (GO): membrane
Molecular function (GO): potassium ion leak channel activity
Source: RefSeq, a predicted model, not a curated record
AUGCCGACAACCCAAAUAUACCAGCAGUAUGGUAUGGUAUGGUUCCAAUGGGAUGGAGCACCCCCACACUAUUCCCAAAUAGGAUAUGGAAACAUUACACCCCGUACCUCUCUCGGAAAAGCCGUGACAAUGGGUUACGCCAUCUUUGGUAUCCCAUUAACCUUACUAUAUCUGUCUAGUAUAGGGUCGAUACUUAGUAAAGUAGCUCGUGGGGUAUUUUCCCGCGCCCUUUGCUGUUGUUUGUGUUCAAAUUGUGGAUAUUGUUGUUACGAUGAAAAACGUAUGGCGGAGAAAGAGCGGAGGCUUCGUCGCAAACGACAACAGAUGGAACUGCAACAACAACUCGCGUUGCAAGAACCAUUCUACGUCAGAUCGAACGUAAGUUUUGACUCAACCCCUAAUAAUCUUCAUUCUCCUUUACGUGAUGGUCCCCUGAAGGAUCCGGAGACGUCAAGCAGCAUAGAUAAUGAGUCAAAAACUUCCAUGCACGGUCUUAGUAUUCUAGCUCCAGUGUUACUUUGUUUAGCUAUGAUGUUUAUAUAUAUCUGUGUAGGCACUUUUGUUUUAUACAAAUUGGAAAACUGGAAUCUUCUAGAUGGGUUUUACUUCUGCUUCAUGUCACUGACCACCAUAGGCUUCGGUGACAUGGUCCCAGGGUCUCGAACUUAUCCCUACUACGACUCCGAACAAACCUUGUGGUUCUGUUCGUUGUACAUAAUGUCCGGAAUGGCUUUAACGGCAAUGUGUUUUAACGUCGUCCACGACGAAAUCAUUCACAGGCUCAAACACCAGACCAAGAACUCGCCAAAAGCAAGAUCGACCAGUUUUCCAGAAGAAUUAAGUUCCUCAGACCCGUAUAACUUGCCAUCAUGACAAUUCAGUCAAACCAAGUCUAACUUUUAUCAAAGAAAUAUGACUGAAGAGACUUUACUGAGCACGGGAACGCCCACAUCUGUUAUAGAAAGUAGCCACGAAUUGUCAACUGUGGGAAGUAAAAUACCUGAAGUGCUCGAGGGACCGGUCAUUACUGGCGUCUACACACUUCCAGAAGAACCCGAAAUUGAAGAUAACGAAGAUAAUACGGAAAUGUAAUUAAACAGUAACUUAUCAACUACUCAACCGGUGCUAACUUUAAUCUAGAGCUGCACAAAGGAAGACAGUAGCUACCUACUACGUUAGCCAAAAGAACUAAUUAUGUUUAGCAUUUAUUUAGGUACUUUAUCGUUUCUUUUUUCAACUUUUUACAAACCGAUCAUCGAAAUAUUAACAAAUAGGUAAAAUAUAAAUAAAUUAAUUGAUUAAUACACAGGUGCUAGUUCAAAGAAAAAAGAAUAAACUUUUUUGGAUACAUACAAUUUUGAGGAAAAUUUGUACAGGACCGUAACAUAGUGUAAGUCACUUUUUGAACUUCUUUCCUGUAAGCAUUACCCACUACCUAACCAGUUAUAAAUCGUAUGAAUUCGACGAUUCAAAUAAUGUAAAAAGUAAACUGUAAUUGCGUAUAUGUUGACUGUUUACUGAGCAAUUCCAUGCCUGAAUCAGGAAUGAACAUUAACUUACGUUAGCUGUGAACUUAAGUGUAAAAUAUUUGUAAUAUAAAAGACAAAAAUAAAG